AGGAAGCCUCCUCCGGAGGUCUCGGUCCGCUCACAGCCAGCGGCCCGUGGGUCGCGGAGUCCGCAGCGCUCCGGGUCCCACCUGACACCGCACGCAACGCGGCGUCGGUCUCGUGGGUGCGGAAUGAAGGCAGGCGGCGUGGGCACCCACCCAAGCCUGAACUACUCGGCCGGGGCAGUGUCUCCGGAGUAGGCACCGUACUGUUCCCGGCCAGCGCACGCUGUGCCCUCGGCUCGCUUCCGGCCGGGCCACGUGAUUACGCGCACGUGUUCCGGCCCCUCGGAGCUGCGGUCUGGAGCCUCCACACAGCGGGCGGAUGCCCAUCUAGAGACAGUGCGGCCUUCGCCAUGAACCCCAGGGGCCUGUUCCAGGACUUCAACCCCAGUAAGUUCCUCAUUUAUGCCUGCUUGCUCCUCUUCUCCGUGCUGCUGCCCCUGCGCCUGGACGGCAUCAUCCAGUGGAGCUACUGGGCGGUCUUCGCCCCCAUCUGGCUGUGGAAGCUCCUGGUCAUCGUGGGCGCCUCGGUGGGUGCGGGCGUGUGGGCCCGCAACCCUCGCUACCGUACGGAGGGGGAAGCCUGCGUGGAGUUCAAAGCCAUGCUGAUCGCUGUGGGCAUCCACCUGCUGCUGCUCAUGUUUGAGAUACUGGUCUGCGACAGGGUGGAGAGGGGCACCCACUUUUGGCUGCUGGUCUUCAUGCCACUCUUCUUCGUUUCCCCCGUGUCCGUGGCCGCCUGCGUCUGGGGCUUCCGACAUGACAGGUCCUUGGAACUGGAGAUCCUGUGCUCUGUCAACAUCCUGCAGUUCAUCUUCAUUGCCCUGAGGCUGGACAGGAUUAUCCACUGGCCAUGGCUGGUGGUGUUUGUGCCCCUGUGGAUCCUCAUGUCGUUCCUCUGCCUAGUGGUUCUCUAUUACAUCGUGUGGUCCCUCCUGUUCCUGCGGUCCCUGGAUGUGGUUGCGGAACAGCGAAGAACACAUGUGACCAUGGCCAUCAGCUGGAUCACGAUUGUCGUGCCCCUGCUCACCUUUGAGGUCCUGCUGGUUCACAGACUGGAUGACCACAAUACGUUCUCUUACAUUUCCAUAUUCAUCCCACUUUGGCUCUCGUUAUUGACUUUGAUGGCUACAACGUUCAGGCGGAAAGGAGGCAAUCAUUGGUGGUUUGGUAUUCGUAGGGAUUUCUGUCAGUUUCUACUUGAAGUGUUCCCGUUUUUAAGAGAAUAUGGGAACAUCUCUUAUGAUCUCCAUCACGAAGACAGUGAAGAUGCUGAAGACAUAUCGGUGUCAGAAGCUCCAAAAAUUGCUCCUAUGUUUGGAAAGAAGGCUCGGGUAGUUAUAACACAGAGCCCUGGGAAGUAUAUUCCUCCACCUCCUAAGUUAAACAUUGAUAUGCCAGACUAAACUCACAGGCUGGGCCUUUAAGUGAAAUAGGAACCAUAUACCCAACCGAAUUCCACUUUGCUUUUUUCCUGUGUUCAUCCAGCCCUGGAAUUGGAAACAGGCCCUAUUCAUUUUAUGCCCACUGUGAGACAGAAGCCUCUGCACUGGUCUUUAUGUACAGUAGGAAGAAGAAGGAGGCUGUAGGACUGUGGGGGAUGUGUACAUACGUGCAAGAGAACUCGCUUCCCAGGCUCCCGUCUUAGGAGCUAGCCAAAGGUGGUAAAUCGAGUUGUUUCUAGGCCUUCAAAAGACCUGAAAACUACAUAGCUGUUUGUUUUAAAGUGCUACUUAUGCCUACCAAAAGUAUUGUUUAAAAAGUAUUUUUAUACACUGCUAGUCUAAAAUUGUAUUUUAGAUUGUGCCCAUUGUGACGGAAUGGCAAAGUUACCAAAUUCUCCUCCCCUCCCACUGUUCCCGAAACCUCAUAGUUGGUGUUUCUAGUGCUCCUACUGUUUAAAUAGUUGUUUUCUUUGGGCUUUGCUGACACAGGUCUUUAGUAUUCUAACAGAUGAAUUUUCUAAUGGAUUGAAUCUGCAUAUAGUAGUAUUUAUAUGAAUGUUUUAGCAGUGUUACCUGUGUUGAAUUGUAGUUCUUGGCAGUAAUGUAUUAUGUUAAAGUAUUUUUUUAAGUUUCUGUGUGAAGAUACAUAUUUAUUUCAAGUAUCCUUAAAGACUGAAUGAGAUGCUGAUACGUCCCUAACCUGGGAUCCUGUCAGAGUUCUAGGAAUGGAGGUCCGAUAUGGUAGAUAACAAGAGUGCUACAGAUUUUUAAAGUUUGUGAUUGCGCCCUCAGAGAAAAGGGACACCACCACUCAGAAUAAAUGACGUGUUCCAGUAUGGUGUCAGGCCACUGUCAAUUAA
This is a messenger RNA of Grammomys surdaster, 2299 nucleotides long. It is a transcript of the gene Tmem185b, whose product is annotated as transmembrane protein 185B. NCBI's taxonomy places the organism in Eukaryota, Metazoa, Chordata, Mammalia, Rodentia, Muridae. The record is from RefSeq and is a predicted model, not a curated record. The coding region runs from base 348 to 1400 and encodes 350 amino acids. The transcript has a single exon.